GAAUGUUAACUCCAGUGUAAAAGUGUCUAUAUGACAGGAGAGUAGGAAAGCUCCAUAACAGAGCUGCAGGAUGACGUUUAUAACUGACUCUCUGUCUAGGGCCGAUGUGUUACUGUGCCUGACAGCCUGCAUUGCAUUCCUCAUCUACUGGAUCAAUGGCUCUAAGAAGAGAAAUAUGCCUCCUGGACCUACCCCUCUCCCCCUCAUUGGGAACCUCCACUCGAUGGACAUGAAUAGACCCUACAAGUCACUGAUGGAGCUUUCUGAGAAAUAUGGAGAAGUCUUUACUGUACAGUUUGGACCCAAGAAGGUGGUGAUAAUUGCUGGAUACAAAGCGGUGAAGGACGCUCUCAUCACCCAAGCUGAUGAUUUCGGACAUAGGGCGGAAAUACCGAUCAUGACACUGCUCACAAAAGGAAACGGUUUAUUAUUUAGUCAUGGAGAGUUAUGGAAAUCUAUGAAGAGGUUCACACUAUCAGCACUGCGAGACUUUGGGAUGGGGAAGAAAACUAUUGAAGUGAAAAUUCAAGAAGAAUUAACCCCUCUCAUAGAAGACAUCAAAUCUCACAAUGGGAAACCAUUCGAUAGCAAAGUCAUACUGACCAACGCAAUGGCCAAUGUAAUCUGCUCUAUUAUUUUUGGGAAAAGGUAUGAGUAUGAUGACCAAAAAUUUCAAAGACUGAGCAGAUUGAUGGAAGAAAACAGCAGACUGGUUGGAGCACCCUCUUUAUUCCUGUAUAAUUCCUUCCCCUUCAUUGGAAAUCUUCUUGGUAUGCAUAAGAAAAUAGUGAAGAACACGGAAGAUCAAAUUGAUUGUGCUUCAGAGUGUAUCAAUAAUCAACUACUCGAGUUUGAUGAAAAUGACAUCACCGGAUUUGUUGAUGCCUAUCAUGUGAAGCAAAAACAGGACUCAACAAAGGCCGACACAUAUUUCAACGAAGAAAACUUGGUCUUCUCAGCUUUGGAUCUCUUUUCAGGUGGAACUGAAACCAUAUCUACAACGCUACGCUGGUCCCUUUUAUUGAUGGCAAAGUAUCCAGAAAUUCAAAAAAGGGUGCAGGAGGAAAUCAGAACACAUAUUAAACUUGGACAGAUACCAACGGUAGAAAAUAGAAGGAAUAUGCCUUAUACUGAUGCAGUGAUACAUGAAGUACAGAGAUUCGCUAAUAUCAUUCCCCUGAAUUUGAGUCACGCAACUGAAAAUGAUGUGUAUUUCCGAGGUUACUGCAUCCCAAAGGGAACAGAGGUCAUUCCAUUCCUCACAUCAGUUCUGUAUGACAAGUCUCAAUGGGAAACUCCAUAUAAAUUUAACCCAAACCACUUUCUGGAUGCAAAUGGAAAGUUUCAGCGACCAGAGGCAUUUAUGCCUUUCUCUGCAGGAAGAAGAGCUUGCGUUGGAGAAAGCUUGGCCAAGAUGGAACUUUUCCUGUUUUUUACUGGACUUCUGCAAGCAUUUACUUUCCACCCACCAGCUGGAGUCUCCAGGGAAGAUAUAAGUCUUGAGCCUGCCAUUGGAUUCGUAUUAGUCCCUAAACCACAUCUGAUAUGUGCAAAACUCAACAACUAGUGUGCUGCCACCACAAAUACCCAGUAACAACACAGAUGUUGCGUUUGAUUAAUUUUGGCUGAUUACAGAUUUAAUUAUCACCUUUUAUGUGUUCUCAUAUUAUAGUCAAAGACAGCAAAGCUCAGGUACUCACGCUACCAACACAACAGACCAUAGAACUGUUCCAGAACACAAGUUUGUAAUACACAGUUUGUAAUACACAGCACCAUUCAAAUGGUCAACACUGUCUUGUACUAUUAUGGUGGGUACACACUGAUCGAUAUAUCUGCAGAUCAAUUGAUCUGCAGAUAUAUCUAUGGACAGAUCGGGCAGUGUGCUGUGCAUACACUCACGCUCGCUCAGUUCAGCUGUCAAUCACCGCCGGCUGCCGCAGCAUGUGUACGGGCAACCGGUUGAUUGCCCGUAUACACACAGCGAUGUGACCAUAUAUCGGUAGAUAUAUUGGCUGUCGGCUGUGCUGUGGGGCCGACGCAAUAUGUCUGUGAACAACGGAGUUCACAGACAUAUCGCCCGUACACACUGGCCGACGGACCCGCAAUAUAUCGUCCGUUCCAUAUAUCGGCCAGUGUGUACCCACCUUUACUUUCCUAAAUACACACAGUAAAUGGUGGAUAACCCAGCUCUGUAGUAGCAUGACGGAAACACUUACUGAAUUACGCAGAAAGAAUCACCAUUAUCUUCAGAUACAGAUGAGAUUCUGGAAUUGUGGGGUUGGGUGACCACAAUACUCCUCGUUUAGGUUCCCCCCAAGACAGCAUUAUCGGUCAGGCACUGCAUGAGGUGGUGGGGCCACUGUAGAUCAUUUCAUUCUCUAUGCAGUACAUGUGUGAUGCUUCAGUGGUAGAAAAUAUCUGAUAUGACAUAAGAGGUUGUUCAAAAAUGUAUCCUCCAAAUUGCUAAAUAAAUUUUUCUGUUACUGUACUUGAAAAA
Messenger RNA from Pseudophryne corroboree (corroboree frog), 2497 nucleotides. RefSeq names its product cytochrome P450 2K1-like. The transcript is spliced from 9 exons. Gene Ontology annotation, molecular function: iron ion binding; heme binding; oxidoreductase activity, acting on paired donors, with incorporation or reduction of molecular oxygen, reduced flavin or flavoprotein as one donor, and incorporation of one atom of oxygen. The coding region runs from base 71 to 1567 and encodes 498 amino acids. Gene Ontology annotation, cellular component: cytoplasm; intracellular membrane-bounded organelle. NCBI's taxonomy places the organism in Eukaryota, Metazoa, Chordata, Amphibia, Anura, Myobatrachidae. The record is from RefSeq and is a predicted model, not a curated record. Gene Ontology annotation, biological process: xenobiotic metabolic process.